AUGUUCACCGGAAUCGUCGAGCUUCUCGCUCCCAUCCUCUCCAUCGAGGCGCUGGAUACGACCCAGUCGGGUGGGGGCGGCUUCUCGAUCACCAUCAGCGAGUGCGCCUCGAUCCUCAAAGACUGCCACAUUGGCGACAGCAUCGCCGUCAACGGCACCUGCCUGACCGUCACCGAGUUUGACGUCGAGCAGCACGGCGGCUACUUCAAGAUCGGCGUGGCCCCAGAGACGCUCAAAAAGACCAACCUCGGCACGCUGCACAAGGGCGACAAGGUCAACUGCGAGCGCGCCAUGGACGCCCACACCCGCUUCGGCGGCCACUUUGUCCAGGGCCACGUCGACACCACCGCCGUCAUCCGCAGCGUCGUUCCCACCGGCAACGCGCUCACGCUCACCCUCCGCCUCAAGAAUGAACCCGACAUGCUUCCCGCCCCCUCGUCCCUCUCGCCCUACCUCAUCCCAAAGGGCUACGUGACCCUCGACGGCGCGUCCCUCACCCUCAUCGAGGUAUCCCCACCCACCGGCGGCCUCCUCCCCUCCAACUCGACCGCAGGAGAAUUCAGAGAGGAUGCGGCAUCCACGGAAGACAAGAAGGACGUCGUCGAGUUCUCCGUCAUGCUCAUCAAGCACACUCAGGAGGUCAUCGGCCUCAGCAGAAAGAAGCCAGGCGACACCGUCAACGUCGAGCUCGACAUGGUCGGCAAGUACGUCUACCGCGCCGUCAUGGGAUCCCUCGAGCGCGACAGCGAGGAGGCUUCGCCGUCUUCAGCGGGCGCCACUUCGGGGGCAUCCGGGUCCGUCGAUGCCGGUCGUCAGGUCGUGGGCGAGGCUGCGGGUCCGGCCUCCACACAGGCGCUCGAGGGCAUGGUCGAGCGGAUCGUAAGAAGGGUUCUCACCGAACAGCAGUCGAAGCAGUAG
Pseudozyma flocculosa PF-1 is the source of this 918-nucleotide messenger RNA. RefSeq lists its product as uncharacterized. The record is from RefSeq and is a predicted model, not a curated record. The coding region runs from base 1 to 918 and encodes 305 amino acids. Lineage: Eukaryota; Fungi; Basidiomycota; Ustilaginomycetes; Ustilaginales; Ustilaginaceae. Gene Ontology annotation, biological process: riboflavin biosynthetic process. The transcript is spliced from 2 exons. Gene Ontology annotation, molecular function: riboflavin synthase activity.